This is a messenger RNA of Liolophura sinensis, 885 nucleotides long. RefSeq lists its product as uncharacterized. Lineage: Eukaryota; Metazoa; Mollusca; Polyplacophora; Chitonida; Chitonidae. The transcript is spliced from 4 exons. Bases 1 to 885 code for a protein of 294 amino acids. The record is from RefSeq and is a predicted model, not a curated record.
AUGGAGGAUAAAACUUUGGACGAUUACAGACCGACGGAAACAGACGGACCUUACCCGGUUAAAGAAGAAAUCUUCACAUCGCCUCUGUCUUGUACAGACACGGCCGUUUGGGACGCGUCGUUUAAUGAAACAGAUUUUACAGAUGAUUCCAUCAAUGUCAGCUGGGAUGAAGAGAAGAAAAGAAACAUGAUCACAGCCCACUUCCGUGCGAACCUGGUCAGUUGGUUAUCUACGGUCAACGGCUACUUCCAGUUCGCACAAGACACUCUUUUCCUAGCUGUCAACAUUGUAGACCGCUGUCUACAGAGAAUGGAUGUUACGCGAGGAUCGUUCCAGCUCCUAGGCGCGACGGCCUUUCUCAUCGCCGGAAAACAUGAGGAGGUAACUCCGCCAGAGAUCAAUGACCUGCUUUGGCUGUGUGCGGAAGCCUACUCUCGGAAUCAGAUGGUUAAAAUGGAGGAGCUCAUUCUGGAUGCCAUACAUUUUGAAAUGUUUGUUCCUACUGGAUCUUUUUUCCUAGAGUACUUUGCUUGUUGUGAAAUGAUGGACAGUGACACCAGAAAUUUAGACGAAUUUAGGAAUGCACGACGCCAUGCUCGUUACUUUAUGGAGUUGUCCCUUCAGGAUUAUAAACUGUCUCAGUAUCUGCCCUCUAUGCUGGCCCUUUGUGCCUGGAAGUGGGCUGUGCAAGACUGCAUGGCCGAAUACAGGCUCUACUCCCCCUCCUGGGAAGUGGACUUCAAUCCAGCAGCCUAUAAAAACUGCUUUGAAGACUUUCUUGUGUUCGUGUCCAAGUUGAAGGGGACUGUCUCGGAAGCGAAUGUUUUGACUGGUUGCUACGAUCAUGACGACGAUUCAGACGUUGAGUGUUUGAAUUCAUAUUGA